Scomber japonicus (chub mackerel) is the source of this 939-nucleotide messenger RNA. Its product is annotated as retinaldehyde-binding protein 1-like. The record is from RefSeq and is a predicted model, not a curated record. The annotation marks the transcript as partial. Gene Ontology annotation, cellular component: membrane. Gene Ontology annotation, molecular function: phosphatidylinositol bisphosphate binding. The transcript is spliced from 6 exons. Lineage: Eukaryota; Metazoa; Chordata; Actinopteri; Scombriformes; Scombridae.
UUUAUGCAGACUGGAUCAUUCCGUAUGGUGUCAGAGGAGGAGCAGGCCAUGAGGUCCAAGCUGGAACAUUUGACAGUGAAGGAUCAUGGGCCGGUGUUUGGGCCGUGCCAAAAACUGCCAAGCCACACAGUGCAGAAGGCAAAGGAUGAGUUGAAUGAGACGGAUGAGAGUCGGGCGUCAUCACUGAAGGACCUGAGGGCCAUGAUGAAGGAGAGGGCAGCAGAGGGAGACGACCUGGCCAAACUGGUGCUAGAGCGCUUUGGGGACAAACCUGACUCUCUAAUGCUGCGUUUCCUCAGAGCCCGCAAGUUUGAUGUUGUCAGAUCCCACGACCUCAUGAAGGGUUACGUGCGCUUCAGGAAGGAGUAUCCUGAGCUGUUUGAGAACCUGACCCCUGAGGCGGUCCGCAGCACCAUUGAGGCGGGCUACCCUGUGGUUCUGCCCAGCAGGGACAAGUAUGGCCGCGUGGUUCUGCUCUUCAACAUUGAGAACUGGGACCUGGAGGAGAUCACCUUCGAUGAGAUCUUAAGAGCAUACUGUGUGAUCCUGGAGAAGCUGCUUGAGAAUGAAGAGACCCAGAUUAAUGGCUUUGUCCUGAUUGAGAACUUCAAGGGUUUCACCAUGCAGCACGCCUCAGGCAUUAAGCCGGCUGAGCUCAAGAAGAUGGUGGACAUGUUGCAGGACUCCUUCCCUGCACGCUUCAAGGCAGUCCACGUUACUCACCAGCCCUGGUACUUCACCACUACAUACAAUGUGGUCAAGCCCUUCAUGAAGAGCAAGCUACUGGAGAGGGUCUUUGUUCAUGGUGAUGAGCUGGAAAACUACAUCAAGGAAUUUGACGCAGACAUCCUGCCGUCAGACUUCGAUGGGAAGGCGUCUGUAGCCGACUGCCAGGCCAUUGCCACCAAGCUUUUUGGCUCUGAAGACACUGCUCUCUGA